Messenger RNA from Paramormyrops kingsleyae, 4623 nucleotides. The record is from RefSeq and is a predicted model, not a curated record. Lineage: Eukaryota; Metazoa; Chordata; Actinopteri; Osteoglossiformes; Mormyridae.
UAAGACGCACCUAGUAGUGGAGUAUUGUUGUACGCGGCCAUGGCAGAGAGCAGAUUUUUUUCUGAGGACUUUACCUCGGACGGAGCGGAAGGGGGAGAGGUGUCCUGUCGCGCCGCUGGAGCCAUGAGGGAGUAGUCCGAUCAAACUCUAGCAAUUCGAAAGACGGCGUAAGAAGUCGUCUUCGUCGCACUUGUUCACUUUUUUUGUGUCAUUUUUUCCCUCGGCGGGACAUGGAAGUUGUUGAGGAACGGACGGCUGCCUGGCCGGUGCCUUUGUCGGGCGGUGGGCUGGGGAUGUAGUGCUGCCCGCGGUGUAACCUCGACGCUCAGCGCUCCGUUUAAAUCCCUGCUGAUUUCUCGGGACGUUCGAGGAGGCUUUAAGCCGGUUUCUCGGUUACUUUUAUUCCGUCCUCGCUUUCGCCCUCACUUUAACAUUGUAAGUUCAUAUGACUUUUUUAUACGUUUUUUUUUGCAUUUCAUUCCAUUGUCGAUGAGUCUCGAUAACGUUAAAUACCCGACGAUCCUGUCAGCUUUGUUUAAAAUGGCAGACGACAGUGAGCUGAUGGGAGCCUCCGAGUUCAUAAAAGAUCGCCUGUAUUUUGCGACGUUACGGAGCAAGCCGAAGAGUACAGCGAACACGCACUAUUUCUGCACUGAUGAAGAGUUCGUGUAUGAAAACUUUUAUGCAGAUUUUGGACCUCUCAAUUUGGCGAUGCUGUACAGGUACUGCUGUAAACUCAACAAGAAACUAAAGCAGACAAGGUGUAGUUCUGUGGUAUGUACAUGUAUACAAAUGUUGAAGUCCUUCACUUUGACCAGAAAGAGGAUUGUUCACUACACCAGCUUUGAUCAGCGGAAGAGGGCUAAUGCUGCUGUUUUAAUCGGUGCCUAUGCUGUCCUCUACCUGAAGAAGACCCCCGAGGAGGCCUACAGGGCGCUCGUCUCUGGGUUCAAUGCGCCAUACCUACCAUUCAGGGACGCCUCUUUUGGGAAUUGCACAUACAGCCUGACCAUUCUCGACUGUUUGCAAGGUAUCCACAAGGCCCUUCAACAUGGAUUUUUUGACUUCGAGACGUUUGAUGUGGACGAAUAUGAGCAUUAUGAGCGUGUAGAGAAUGGCGACUUCAACUGGAUAAUUCCGGGGAAGUUGCUGGCCUUCAGUGGACCGCACCCCAAGACCAAAAUAGAGAACGGCUACCCUCUCCAUGCCCCUGAAGCCUACUUCCCCUACUUCCGGAAGCACAACGUGAUGACGGUGGUGCGUCUCAAUAAGAAGAUCUACGAUUCCCGGCGCUUCACUGACGCCGGCUUUGACCACUAUGACCUGUUCUUCGCCGAUGGCAGCACGCCUAGUGACGCCAUCACCCAGCGCUUCCUGCAUAUAUGCGAGAGCACCAACGGUGCCGUCGCAGUCCACUGCAAGGCUGGCCUGGGCCGCACUGGGACGCUGAUCGGCUGCUACCUAAUGAAGCACCACGGCUUCACAGCUGCCGAGGCCAUCGCCUGGAUCCGCGUUUGCCGACCGGGGUCCAUCAUCGGGCCCCAGCAGCACUUCCUGGAGGAGAAGCAGGCCAGCCUGUGGAUGCAAGGCGACACCCAGCGGUCCGAGCAGAAGCAGCAGCGGCCGCUGCCCGGGGACCGCGGCGUCACGCAUCUGAUCUCCAACCUGGACAACCUGACCCUCGCCACAUCCAUCUUCAAGUCGCAGGGCGCGGAGGAGGAGGACGAGAACAGCAGUGGCCUGACGCAAGGUGACAAGCUCCGUGCUCUGAAGGGGAGGAGGCAGCCACGGGCAGUCACAACAGGGGCACUCAGGUUGGAGGACAUGAAAUCGCACUCCAGGUCUGCAUCCCAGCCCUUCAGGAUGACCCCCGUUGUGGGUGUUCAGGGCUUGGGGUCUCCUCUGAAGGUGUCCAAGGCCCCCCCCUCAGCAUCCCCCUCUGCCAAGAGGAUCAGCCACACCUCCUCCACUUCGGCCUCCAACCUCAAGAGCUUCUCCAUAAACUCCAGAUUAGCCAGCUCCUUAGGCAACCUGUAUGCCGUGGAUGACGACGCGAAAGCCCCCGGCCGGCCGGCCGCCCCUCCGCCCCCGCCUCGGACGGGUCCUGGCUAUGCCAAUGGCAGCCCGCUCGUGUCUCCUGCCCGAAAUCAACUCUUUGAAGUCAACAACAACAAUCAGUAUAACUGUACCACCUCCCCCGGCUCCCUGGCCUCCGUGGGCCUGGGCAGAAGCAGCAAAGGGCCAGCCUUCAACCGCAACCACGGUAAUGUGGCAGGACGCCCGCCCAGGCUCGGGCCAGACGAGCUAGGCCUCUACAGAUCAGCACCGCUGUCUGGGCUCGGCGCCCCCUCGGCCCGAUAUCUCAGCCGCUCCAUCCCCUCCCUUCAGUCUGAAUAUGUUCAGUACUAAGGCGGCGACGUUGCACUGAGGAGCAGGGAGCCAGCCCCCCACCCUGCCACGCCGGGCCACCAAGCAGCCCCCUUUCCUCCCUCUCGCCCCUGCUGUCCCAAACAGGAUAAAGGGAAACUGGCCUGUGCACCCAGCACUUCUCUGGGUCAGACUCGUCGUUUUUGACCUGCUGUAUGUAGUUUGCCCAUGUCACAGGGACCUGGCAGUCCGGAGAGGACUGGAUGAGUCCACUCCUUCAUGGAACAAAGAGUUCUUCCCUUUGACCUCUGGACUUUAACAGGAUAAUUAUUUGGGACUUGAAGUCUCCACUUAAUUAGCUCUGAACAUGUCCUGUUCUACCUGCUUAAGCAGGUAGUUGUGUGCAUGUGUGUGCGUGCACGUACAGGUACCCGCUCUCCAAGCUAGCACUCUUGGUUAUGAGAGUAACAGCAGCCCUCGUACUGCUGACGUAUCUAUGAACUUUUGAUAGGGGAUCUUUUUUUAUGAUUUUUUUUGUCUACAGAUUUUAAGAUUGGAUAACACGAACAUGUGUUCAUAUAUAUAAUGAAUUGUAUCAUGGUUUCAUGAAAUCUUCUGGUUUUUAAACUUGUUCUAGGUGUACUUUAUAUAGACAAUUUUAUUGAUGUUUCAAAGGGCUUACUUUCCAUGGGAGGGGGGCUUUAUAAUUACUGAAGUAUUUACUGUGCCUGUGGAAGCCAGUUUUAAUACACUAAUAUUUCUCGUUUCACUUGGGGGGAGGGAGGGGGACAGUGACUGAUUGCAGAACAAAGGCUGACCGGUUGUCUCAGACAGUUUCAUUUCACCAAGUUUCGUUUUCAACCUAGUUGGGGAAAUGAUUUGCCCAUUCAGCCCUGGACGCUGUGAGAGGUGUAGCUUAAUACCUUUGUACUGCAGUAACUGUGAGUCUCUGUUUAGUCUACUGUUAAAGAUGAUUCACUCCAGUCUAUUUAAAUUUGUGAAGAGUUCUAUGUAACAUCUUCGAUGGGGAAAGGAAAUACUUAUCUACUUGCAGUUGUCUUUAAAUGAUAGCCUUUGGUGAGAGGCUUCACUGAAAAGACAGUCUGUCUUGUUCAGGAUGUUGGAUGGUAUAAUUUCCUGCUUCUGAAAAUCUCUCCUCUGGCAGUUUUCCCUCUGUCCACCCAAAUUGAGAUGCUAUAAAUUUAAAAUUCUAUUUUGUGUGGUGUUUUCUCCCAUAUUUGUCUUUAACAACAUUCGAUAGUGUUUCUGAACGGUAAUGACAUGCUUUCUAGGAUAGUGUAUUUGUCUUCUGCAUAAUUUUAAAACAGAGCGAACAACGAAUUUAAAAAACAAAUUACUUUGGUAACGAAGUAUAAAUGUAGAGGACAAGCACUUCGUGCCCUGAGUAUGAAUAUAAAAUCUAAAUGGCACCUUUUAGUUUUAUGGAUUAAACGCAUCAGAUGGCCACACGGGGAUCUGUGUUUACAUCACAAUAAAACCCCUUAUAUCGGUGCAUCAAAGGACAAGUCAUACCAAGUGCUGGGGAAGCGAGAUGUCCGAAGAGCUUUCUGGAAAGACAAAGAAAGGGCUGCUGACUUUUUCAUUUUCCCUUGAUUUUUAAACAUUUUUCUCUCCAGACUACAGGCUCACAUGCACUCCUAUCGACAUGGUUCUUGUAAAUCUCAUUUGAUUGUGCUGUUCUUAUUGUAUCUUUGUGAUGCUUCCAUAUUGUACAGUGACAGAUACUGUAGGGCAGCAUUGCAGUCUUUGAUGUGUGAUACUGUGUUAUAUUCUGUUAUGGCAGAAUAUGCUGUUAUGGCUCUGCUCUCCGUCUUGAAAUGGCCGGAUCAAACGGUUUACUUAGCCGAGUGUUAAAUGCCUUCCCAGCCUCUCUCCCCAUGUACUUUGACUGUUUGUCUUGUUUAAGAUCUGACUUGUGGAUCCCUUCAUUUGCACUGAAUCCCUCAGUGUUUCACUGUUCAUUCCACGCAGGCUAGUGCUUUUCUUUCAUGAACUUUGGGAGAAUCUUAUUGCUGCAGUUCUUCUACCUCCUUACAGAAAGCACCUGUAAAAUAUAAUAUUGCAUAUAUUUUUUCACGCAGCGUGUAGAGAGAAGAUAUUCUAGAGCAGUAUUCCUUUCUACUUAUGCAAAAUAUACUGUAAACAUAGAUGUUUGUAUUUACUGUAUGGAAAACUAAUACAAUAUAUACAGAGUGCAAAUGAAAUGUAAAAAUAAAUUACAUUGUUUACAUUGAA